Messenger RNA from Dothidotthia symphoricarpi CBS 119687, 546 nucleotides. RefSeq lists its product as uncharacterized. The transcript has a single exon. The coding region runs from base 1 to 546 and encodes 181 amino acids. The record is from RefSeq and is a predicted model, not a curated record. Lineage: Eukaryota; Fungi; Ascomycota; Dothideomycetes; Pleosporales; Dothidotthiaceae.
AUGAAUUUUCUUCCGCAAGGCCCCAGGAGAUUCUACAUCGAUUCAACUACUUUCAUUUCCAUCGUUCAUGAACUUCAUGAACUUCAUGAACUGUCUAAAUCUACAACUGUGCGCAGAGAUUCUGUGACAGAGAUCCCGUCUGACAUCAAGAUCAACCAAUGGCAACGCCUGUUCUCCUUUACUCGGGGGGAGGCUGUGUGGCAUAUUGAAAACUUUCAGGUCUUACAAGAUCAAGAGCUUGUUACUUUCGAUCCGGAUGCAUAUCCGAUGUGGAGUUGGGACUAUAUGAAGAAUCUGGGCUUCGACCAGGACAGUUACCGUUACUGGCUCUGUUCAUUGAGCAGCAUGGGGCGACUUGUCAGAAUUCCUUCAGACAUUGCUUCGACUCAACGCCACAGCCAUGGGAUGUUCAGCCUCUUUGUCUUUGCUAGUGUCGACAAACACAUCGACCGCAUAUCUUACGCCCAGCUCCAGAGAAUACCCAGGAUCCAUGUGGUGCACGAUUGGCAAGGCUUUCCUCAAAAGGCCGUUGUCCUUCGUGAUUAG